AUGCAGUUCUUUCCGUACGGCGACGCGUCUAAGUUCGCCCAGCACGCUUUCCGGACCUUCGAUAAGAACGGGGACGGGACCAUCGACUUCCGGGAGUUUAUCUGCGCUCUGUCAAUCACCUCGAGGGGGAGCUUUGAGCAGAAACUCAACUGGGCCUUCAACAUGUAUGACUUAGACGGAGACGGCAAGAUCACACGCAUGGAGAUGCUGGAGAUCAUAGAGGCGAUCUACAAGAUGGUUGGCACUGUGAUAAUGAUGCGUAUGAACGAGGACGGGCUGACUCCCCAGCAGCGCGUGGAUAAGAUCUUCUCCAAGAUGGAUAAAGAUCACAACGAUGAGAUCACGCUGGAGGAGUUCAAAGAGGCAGCCAAGAGUGAUCCCUCCAUCGUCCUACUGCUACAGUGUGACAUGCAGAAAUAGAGGA
Molecule: messenger RNA, 424 nt
Organism: Oncorhynchus masou masou (cherry salmon)
Lineage: Eukaryota; Metazoa; Chordata; Actinopteri; Salmoniformes; Salmonidae
Product: visinin-like protein 1
Exons: 3
Coding region: 1-420 (139 amino acids)
Molecular function (GO): calcium ion binding
Source: RefSeq, a predicted model, not a curated record